Messenger RNA from Nelumbo nucifera (sacred lotus), 1927 nucleotides. The record is from RefSeq and is a predicted model, not a curated record. NCBI's taxonomy places the organism in Eukaryota, Viridiplantae, Streptophyta, Magnoliopsida, Proteales, Nelumbonaceae.
UCCAUUUGGCAGUGGGUGGGUGAACUCUGAGAUUCUGUGGUGGCUAUUAAGAUUACAGGCAUGGAACAUGUGAGAAGCAUGUGUAGGUUUUCGCUUUGUAAAAUUAUUAAAGCUUCUCUGGUGGGUCUACGGUACCUGCUUUGAUGACUCUGGAGGGGCUUCACUUCUGUGAAGUCUGUAAGUAGACGCUGCCUGGGAUCAGAAGUGAUUAUCUAGAAGAAGAAGACUGUGACGGGCUGAAUUCUUGUUUGGCUUGUUUCCCAUGGCGGAGAAUAGAGAACCAUUUCUAAAGAGAUUCUACCAUCAGAGUUGCCCAGGUUGUAAGAUUGAUCAACUUAAUGACACUCGGCGAGGCAUACCUUACAGGGGAUUUUUCUAUGUAUGGAUUGUGGUAUUGUGCACUGCUUUGCCGAUAUCAUCCCUCUUUCCAUACUUAUACUUUAUGAUAAGAGACUUCCAUAUUACAAAGAGGGAGGAAGAUAUUGGUUCUUAUGCAGGUUAUGUUGGAUCUUCAUUUAUGUUUGGAAGAGCACUGACUUCUGUCUUCUGGGGAGUUGUAGCUGAUCGUUAUGGUAGAAAACCAGUAAUAAUGAUAGGAAUUAUUACAGUUGUUAUUUUCAACACUCUCUUUGGCCUGAGUACAAACUUUUGGAUGGCCAUUUCAAUGAGGUUUCUUCUUGGAAGCUUGAAUGGUCUACUUGGCCCAAUAAAGGCAUAUUCUACUGAAGUUUGUCGUGAAGAAUAUCAAGCUCUAGGAGUGUCAUUAGUUAGUACUGCAUGGGGUACAGGAUUGAUUAUUGGCCCAGCACUUGGAGGUUUCUUGGCACAGCCUGCAGAGAAAUUCCCAAAUAUUUUUUCUAGAGAAUCUCUUUUUGGGAGGUUCCCUUAUUUACUACCCUGCCUUCCAGUAUCAAUCUUUGCAUUGUUUGUGGCUAUUUCUUGUUUUUGGCUUCCGGAAACAUUGCACAAGCAUAAAGAACAUAAUAAAGACGGAUGUGAGUCAUAUGAUGCUCUGGAGGCUGCACCUUAUACCUCCGAUGAAAAAGAAAAGCAAGAAACAGAACAAAGAAUCCCACCUUCUAAAGAGAGCCUCUUAAGGAAUUGGCCCUUAAUGUCUUCUAUUAUUGUAUACUGUGUGUUCUCACUUCAUGAUAUGGCCUACACGGAGAUCUUUUCAUUGUGGGCUGUCAGUCCUAGAAAGUUUGGGGGAUUGAACUAUUCAUCUGAUAAUGUUGGUGAAGUUCUUUCUAUAACAGGUGCUAGUCUGUUAUUCUUUCAACUUACCCUGUAUCCUUGUGUUGAGAAGAUUCUUGGUCCUGUCAAGGUUUCUCGCAUUGCAGCGGUUUUAUCCAUACCAUUGCUGUCAAGUUACCCUUUUAUAGCAAGGCUCUCUGGAUUUAGACUCUCGUUACUGAUAAAUUGUGCAUCUGUGUUGAAGAAUGUUCUCUCUGUUUCCAUUAUCACCGGAUUAUUCAUCUUACAAAACAAUGCUGUGGCUCAAAAUCAAAGAGGUGCUGCAAAUGGAAUUUCCAUGACUGCAAUGUCUCUUUUUAAAGCAUUUGGUCCAGCUGGAGGUGGUGCUUUAUUUUCUUGGGCACAAAAGCGUCAAAAUGUUUCUUUCCUCCCAGGUGAUCAGAUGGUUUUUUUCAUCCUAAACAUUGUCGAGCUGAUUGGAGUGUUAUUGACCUUUGAACCAUUUCUAGUGCAACCUGCACACAGAACACAGAAUAUAAUAAAGCCUAUGACAGCCCAGUUAAAAGCUACUCAAGAUUGAUUUCCCAUACUUAAUAUUUUUUUUCGCUAUUUUAGGACAAUGUAGAAUCAUCAUUAUGCUAUAAUGGUAGCAGCAUUUUACCAUGCCUAUGAUAUAUGUCAGAACAAUCUUUCCAGGUUCUAAUAUAUGUUUGUAUAUGUAGAUAUGUAAUCA